Messenger RNA from Nannospalax galili (Upper Galilee mountains blind mole rat), 3827 nucleotides. It is a transcript of the gene Gpr17, whose product is annotated as G protein-coupled receptor 17. The coding region runs from base 278 to 1297 and encodes 339 amino acids. NCBI's taxonomy places the organism in Eukaryota, Metazoa, Chordata, Mammalia, Rodentia, Spalacidae. Gene Ontology annotation, biological process: phospholipase C-activating G protein-coupled receptor signaling pathway; positive regulation of Rho protein signal transduction. Gene Ontology annotation, molecular function: G protein-coupled receptor activity. The transcript is spliced from 2 exons. The record is from RefSeq and is a predicted model, not a curated record. Gene Ontology annotation, cellular component: membrane.
GACACACUAGAAUAUUCACGACAGGCCCUAUGGCAGCAGAGGCAGCCGGAGGAGCAACCCACCCCCACAAAGAACUCCUCAGGAAUGAAGCAGUCUUUCAGGGCCGGAGGGGCUGCAGGCUCCUCUGCUCUCCUUAAAUAGCCAAGCCUUCCUCCUACUGCUGCACGGAGUUCACCGGGAGCACCACCCAGAGCACCACCCACGGCCAGCCCACAGCUCACCUGCUACCCCCAGACGCCUGCCCUUUCCCUCCUGGGUCAUCUGCAAGAGCCACAGCAUGAAUGGUCUGGAGGCAUCCUUCCCAAGUCUGACCGACAACUCGUCCCUGGCUGACUCAGAGCAAUGUGGGCAGGAGACCCCACUGGAAAAUAUGCUGUUCACCUGCUUCUACCUCCUGGAUUUCAUUCUGGCUUUUGUGGGCAAUGCCCUGGCCCUGUGGCUUUUCAUCCGGGACCACAAGUCUGGCACCCCGGCCAACGUGUUCCUGAUGCACCUGGCUGUUGCCGACUUGUCCUGUGUGCUGGUCCUGCCUACCCGGCUGGUUUAUCACUUCUCUGGGAACCACUGGCCAUUUGGGGAAAUCCCAUGCAGACUCACCGGCUUCCUCUUCUACCUCAACAUGUAUGCCAGCAUCUAUUUCCUCACCUGCAUCAGUGCUGACCGCUUCCUGGCUAUUGUGCACCCAGUGAAGUCCCUCAAGCUGCGAAGGCCCCUCUAUGCCCAUCUGGCCUGUGCCUUCCUGUGGGUGGUGGUGGCUGUGGCCAUGGCCCCUCUGCUGGUUAGCCCUCAGACAGUGCAGACCAACCACACUGUUGUCUGCUUGCAGCUGUACCGGGAAAAGGCCUCCCACCAUGCCUUAGUGUCCCUGGCCGUGGCCUUCACCUUCCCAUUCAUCACCACAGUGACCUGCUACUUGCUGAUUAUCCGCAGUCUGCGAAAGGGCCCCCGUGUGGAGAAGCGCCUCAAGAACAAAGCAGUUCGCAUGAUCGCUAUGGUUCUGGCGAUCUUCCUGGUCUGUUUCGUGCCUUACCACAUCCAUCGUUCUGUCUAUGUGCUGCACUACCAUGGUGGCCAGACGUCAUGCACCACCCAGCGUGUCCUGGCCCUAGGGAACCGCAUCACCUCCUGCCUCACUAGCCUCAAUGGGGCACUGGAUCCGGUCAUGUACUUCUUUGUGGCUGAGAAGUUUCGCCAUGCCCUGUGCAACUUGCUCUGCGGCAAACGACUCACAGGCCCACCCCCUAGCUUUGAAGGGAAAACCAACGAGAGCUCUCUGAGCGCCCGAUCUGAGCUGUGAGUCUCAAGGAGGCCCUGUGUCCAGGCCAACUGUAGACUGUUGCAGGAGGACCACCCACCCCUGGGGCACAUGUUAUCAGAGCCAGCAAGAGAAGUCUACCUUCUCCCACUGCUUCCUGAGCAAACUGAACUGUCAUCAGGUCCUCGUCCUCCUCCAAGGUUUGAAUUACAAGGUCAGAGCAAACCCAUCAAGAGGAAGAACUAAAAACAGGGAUGUCCUGGCCACUCCUCCACAGAGACUGGAUUGGCCCUGCUUCCCAGUAAUUCCCAGACACUCAGUGACUUCACCCAUGCUAAGGAGGGAAGUGGGCCAGGGGGACAUUUCUGGAACAAUGGGAGUCUUUCUUCCCCACUACGCUGUCAUAGACACACACAGCCACAAAGCCCUAUAGAAUGACCCAGAAGGCAGGCUGCCCAGGGCCCAGGAGAAGAGUCACCAUGAAUCUCAGUGGAGGCUGGAGAAAUGGCUACUAUUUCCUUUAAAGUUCAUGGUAUAUCGAGUAGCCCUUAUGGUGCCUUUGCCAGAUGGUCUCUCUGAGUUUAGGGGACACAGACUCUAAAUGACAGCCACAUGUAAGUACAUUUCAGACUGGUUACAGGUGAGCCCAGCAAACACCACUCUGGACCCCACCCCUCCUGCCUCUAGCAUAACAAUAUCUGAAGUGUAUCAGCAGAAGGUGCCCUGGUUAAGCACUUAGCAUUGAUGAACAGCUGCAAGAGUCCACUGCAGGCAGGGAGCCAGACAUGUGAAUCUAUCUCCAGUUCAUUCAAACCCUGGCAGGGGUGUCCUGAGCCCCACUCCCUCCCAAGAGGCCGCCGCCAGCCUCAGCUGCCUGUCUUGAGCUGCUGUUCUGGGCAGUAUGCAUUGAUUGUUCUGACAUUGGUUUUGCACUUUUCUGUGCUGCUCAUAUACAUAAUUGAGGCUUAAGACAAAGGAAGCUACUGUGCAGGCUCAAAAUGACACAUGACAUCCUCCCCCGAACUUCUCUACCCUUCCACUCAAGAAUGGCCAAGCGAUGCUGCAUGGGGCAGAAGUAGGGAAGCGCCUUCUGUGCUGAUGUUCUGGUGGCAUGGCACCUUGACAUGGCAUGUCUGCCUCAGGCAGACCGAAAGGAGGGCUCUCAGACUCACCCCUCUUCAGCUGUGUCCUGUGCAUCAUUAGAGCAACUUUGUAAUCUUCAAUUACAUUUUACCUUCCAAAGCACAAGGCGCUGGCCCUGUGUAAGCCUUAACUCAGAAAGGGGUCAGGAUUCACUUGGGGGACAAUCUAGCUGAUGAUAACCCUACUGCUCAGCACUGCCCCUUACAUGUACUGGCCCACAUAUCCUCAGUACACCAUCUACCCCAUGGCCCCUCACCAAGAUAUCCUGAUGAGGGCCAGCCCAUGCCAGCCCUACAUGUGCCUCUCUUAAAAGAGCAGCAGUGGAACAACCACUGCAGGCUGAGAGAGAAGUGGCCAGGGCUGUGACGGAGAACCAAGUGCUCCAACAAGAAGAGAAUGACAGUGACAGUCUGAUAAAAACCUGGUUGGCGGGGGGUGGCGGGUCUGGAAGGCAGCACUGCCUUUCCUGACACUGCGGAUAAAGAAGUAAACUUGGGUCAGCAGAGAAGGAACUUGCAGUUCAGUUUGGGAUUCGUUGCAUUGGAAUCUCACAUGGAGAUGCCACAUAGACAGUGAAAUAGAGCAACGGAGAUGUGUGGAUGGGCGUCUGGACUGCCCAGACAUGCCUUUGAGAGGCCCAAGACUUUAUUUUCAAGGACAGGCAUGGGGCUGAGGACAAAGCCCCCAAAAACCACCUCGAUGAAGAGAAAGAAGCUGGAGGAAGCUAGCACAGCAUGGAGUCCUCAUGGAGAAAGGAGGUGGUUCCGCCCGACUCCCUCCCAAGAAGCCUCCACCAGCCUCAGCUGCCUGGCUUGAGUGGCUGUGCAGGGCAGUAUGCUGAACCACUGGAAAGUCAAGGGGAGCACUUGACAUGCUGAGGGCUGGCCUGAGAUGCAGAGUGGGCCAGCAAGUGUGCUGGGAGGGGUUCAGGUGGGAGGUGUGGCCUUGACUAUAGACAGUGAGAAGGCAGGAUGAGGAGAAAGUAAGGCUUCUAAGGGGGAACUUUCCAGAAGUUUGAUCCUAAACUUAAACUGGGCAACCCAGUUAAUGAAUUUUCUCUAACAUGUUCAAGCAUGUGGGUACAAGGGGGAAGGCAGACAUCUGGGGCCACAUUGGUGGAGUAAUGGGGGGAGGGUAGUAAUAGAGAUUUGUCAGCUCAAAGCUCCUUAUCCAUAUACAGUUGCUCAGGAGCCCUUGUGUCUGCUGUCCCAAGGAGCACCUCUUGUCCUGGGAGAGCCUUGUCUGCCCUCACUCUCCCAGCCUCAGUCCUCUUCCAUACCCUGGGGGCUGUGUUCUUUGUCUUGUGGAGAUGGAGCAGCCCACAGCCAGAAUAUACAGGAUACCACAGAGCCUGGAAGGUGCCUGGUACUUGGACCAUAGCACUUGCAGCAGGGGCAAGUGAAUCUCUUCUCUGCCCAGGGCUGCAGCC